Molecule: messenger RNA, 1191 nt
Organism: Nicrophorus vespilloides
Lineage: Eukaryota; Metazoa; Arthropoda; Insecta; Coleoptera; Silphidae
Gene: eIF2alpha
Product: eukaryotic translation initiation factor 2 subunit 1
Exons: 4
Coding region: 96-1097 (333 amino acids)
Cellular component (GO): eukaryotic translation initiation factor 2 complex; eukaryotic 48S preinitiation complex; multi-eIF complex
Molecular function (GO): translation initiation factor activity; ribosome binding; RNA binding
Source: RefSeq, a predicted model, not a curated record
AGAAAAAUUGUGACAGCAAUAAGGGGUCGGUGUUUUCGUACACGUGAAUUGCAUCAGUUUUUUCAGUAUUCACUAUACUUAAAUAAGGUUACAAAAUGCCACUAUCGUGUCGGUUUUACAAGGAGAAGUAUCCAGAAGUCGAGGAUGUUGUUAUGGUCAAUGUGCGUUCCAUCGCUGAGAUGGGCGCUUACGUUCAUCUGCUUGAAUACAAUGAUAUUGAGGGCAUGAUCUUGCUCUCUGAGUUGUCCAGGAGACGUAUUCGCUCCAUCAACAAGCUCAUCAGAGUUGGUAAAACAGAACCGGUUGUAGUGAUCAGGGUGGACAAGGAGAAGGGUUACAUUGACUUGUCAAAACGUCGUGUGAGUGCUGAGGAUGUGGAGAAGUGUACAGAGAGAUUUGCAAAGGCAAAAGCUGUGAACUCAAUUUUGAGACAUGUUGCUGAAUUACUGAAGUAUGAGUCGAAUGAACAGCUUGAAGAGCUGUACCAGAAGACUGCAUGGCAUUUUGAAGAGAAAUACAAGAAGAACAAAGCCAGUGCUUAUGAUUACUUUAAGCAAGCUGUAAUUGAUCCAAGCAUUCUUGCUGAAUGCGGUUUGGACGAGAAUACCAAGGAGGUGCUUCUGAGUCAGGUGAAGAGGAAAUUGACGUCGCAAGCGGUGAAAAUCCGUGCCGACAUCGAGUGCGCGUGCUACGGCUAUGAAGGAAUUGAUGCAGUUAAGACUGCACUUAAAUCUGGUUUGGAAUUGUCCACGGAAGAAUUACCCAUCAAAAUCAAUCUCAUCGCGCCUCCACUGUACGUAAUGACUACGUCGACACCGGAAAAAGCCGAUGGUCUGAAAAUCCUGCAAGAUGCCAUCGAGAAAAUCGAGACCACAAUUAACGAAUUAGGUGGUGUAUUUAAAGUCCAAAUGGCUCCUAAAGUUGUCACUGCUACUGAUGAAGCAGAGUUGAUGAAACAAAUGGAACGCGCUGAAAUGGAGAACGCUGAAGUUGCUGGUGACGAUGACGGCGAAGAAGAUGAAGAAGGACAAGUGUUCAGCGAGGGCGAAGACGGUAACGAGAACGAAUCUGGCGAGGAAGAGGAAAAAAAACCUUAAACAAAAUCUUACAUCAUACGCAAAAUAAACUCAAACCAAGGGCGAAACAAACAGCUAACUAUAAUACCCGGAGGAAUACAAAUAAAACGUCGAU